AUGUCAUCACCACAGUUACCGCGAGAAUGUGUACCACUUCAGCUUCCUUCAUGGGACGAAAUCGACUCAGCCGAAAUGAACUGUAGUGGUUCGGAAUGUGAAUCGGAAAGUGACCAAAGCAGCCUUGAUUCUUCAUCAAGAGAUGAGAUUGAAGAUUUAGCUGGACCUUCGUCAGUAGCUUCGAUCGAUACAGAACAUCCUUCUCUUGAUCCCUCACAUCUAUUUAUUGAUCAUCUUCCCAAUAGUAUUUCUGAUAACAUUUCAUCAUUUGGAUGCGCUUUACCACCAACAACACUUUACGGGAAUAACGGUAGCAGUGAUGAUGAUCCUGAAGAUCCGGGUGACCCUGAAGAUCCAGAUGGUAAGGUCUUUCCGGUAUUUUCUUGUGAAAUGCUUUAUUCGCAUGGUCCAUCUGUUCUGCCAGCAUCAUAUUCUUCACCAUCCCGUCAUCCUUCAUCGAAUUCGACGACUUCAGUGAAUCUUCAUAAUAAUUUUUCACCUUCUCUUCCUGUUGAAGAAACAAAAAUUGAACAUGGAACAACACUGCCACCACCUGAACCAGAAGAAACGAGAACAUUAUUGCGAUCAACAAAUAUUCACCACAGUAAAGAUUCAAAGUUCGUACAAACCAGUAUACCUGAACUUCCGAUCAGUCGCCAUUUUGCACAAUCUUUUCUGCCUUCAAAUGAAUCAAAUUCAAAAAACAAUUAUGAAUCUGCAUUUGGGCCAACUAUGCCUCUGGAUUUAUAUCCACAGCCUUCAGCUUCAUCGUACCCAAACGAAUUUGAUGUUGAAAUACCGAUCGAGAGCGAUGAGCAUCAUUCAGUUGGGGAAUCAAUCGACAACAUAAUAGGGCCAAUACCUCCAUGGGAACAAAACAGUGAAGCAAUGGCAAAAGAUUAUGAGGAUCGUUUUGCUAGAUAUGCAUUAUGCAAAACUAUUGAGAUAAAUCGUAUAAAAUUAAAGGCACCAAUAAAAAAGCGAGAAGAAUGGAUGUUGAAGCCACCGACAAAACUCGGAAGAAUUGCGGGUUGUUCUUCUUUUUCCCGAAGCUUAAGCGGCAAUGCAGCAAAUGAUGAAGGUAUCCGGAACUGGACGGAGACCCCACUGGAAAAAGCCAAAAGACUCGGUUUUGUUGAUUGCGUUUCAUUUCUGGAAAAUUCUGGAAAGUCGCAGAAGUUGCAAGAUCCAAAACAGAAACCAUCUGAUGCAAGUGCUGAGGGAACGUCUAGUAGUGGAAAUAUUUCUUUACUCGAAUUGCAUCGCAGAAAACGAAAAUUGGAUGAUGAUAAACCGAUGAUUCGUCGUCCAUUUGAUCGUGAACGUGAUUUGCAGAUUAAUGGUCCUAUUAGCAAUAAAUAUAGCAGUGUAAUCAAAGAGCAAUUGGAAGAACUGAAGUCACGUUUCACUAUUUCUCGCUCAGAGUUUCUAUAA
Messenger RNA from Dracunculus medinensis (Guinea worm), 1434 nucleotides. The record is from the annotation of a GenBank genome assembly. NCBI's taxonomy places the organism in Eukaryota, Metazoa, Nematoda, Chromadorea, Rhabditida, Dracunculidae.